Messenger RNA from Ochotona princeps (American pika), 1782 nucleotides. RefSeq names its product arkadia (RNF111) C-terminal like ring finger ubiquitin ligase 2C (gene ARK2C). NCBI's taxonomy places the organism in Eukaryota, Metazoa, Chordata, Mammalia, Lagomorpha, Ochotonidae. Bases 1 to 1176 code for a protein of 391 amino acids. The record is from RefSeq and is a predicted model, not a curated record. Gene Ontology annotation, biological process: motor neuron axon guidance; positive regulation of BMP signaling pathway. The transcript is spliced from 8 exons. Gene Ontology annotation, molecular function: zinc ion binding; ubiquitin protein ligase activity.
AUGGACGAGAGCAGUCAGUGCCCCAUCCAAGGCACUGACGUCACUGUGCCACCUUUCUGGAUCCAAAAAGAGUGCAGUUCCUGGACCAGGAACAUCUCUGGUGUCUGGGAUUCAGACCAGGGCACCACCGUGGGCACCGUGCUCUCGGGUGGCCUGAUGCUGGUGUCUUCCACAGAUGAGGUGGCAACUGAUAGUGCCCCCUUUCAAAGGUCUCAGCAUCCUCACGCUACCUCCUGCCGCCACUUCCACUUGGGUCCCCCGCAGCCGCAACAGCUCACCCCGGACUUCCCGCUGGCCCACCCCGUGCAGUCGCAGCCGGGCCUCAGCGCCCACAUGGCCCCGGCCCACCAGCACAGCGGCGCCCUGCACCAGUCACUGACCGCGCUGCCCACCCUGCAGUUCCAGGACGUCACAGGUCCCUCCUUCCUACCUCAGGCCCUGCACCAGCAAUACCUCCUGCAGCAGCAGCUCCUGGAAGCCCAGCACCGCAGGCUCGUCUCGCACCCCAGGCGAAGUCAGGAGCGUGUGUCCGUCCACCCCCAUCGCCUCCACCCCAGCUUCGACUUCAGCCACCAACUGCAGACACCCCAGCCCAGGUAUCUGGCUGAGGGCACUGACUGGGAUCUCAGUGUGGACGCCGGCUUGAGUCCUGCCCAGUUCCAGGUGCGACCCAUCCCUCAGCACUAUCAGCAUUACCUGGCAACUCCUCGAAUGCACCACUUCCCCAGGAACUCGUCCUCCACACAGAUGGUCGUGCAUGAGAUUCGAAACUACCCUUACCCUCAACUUCACUUCCUUGCUCUCCAGGGACUAAAUCCUAGUAGACACACCUCUGCUGUGCGGGAGAGCUACGAGGAGCUACUGCAGCUCGAGGACAGGUUGGGAAAUGUGACUCGGGGAGCUGUACAAAACACCAUUGAGAGGUUCACCUUCCCUCACAAGUACAAGAAGCGAAGACCCCAGGAAGGCAAGGGCAAGAAGGAUGAGGGGGAGGAGUCAGACACCGAUGAGAAAUGCACAAUUUGUCUGUCUAUGCUGGAAGAUGGAGAAGAUGUGCGACGCCUCCCUUGCAUGCAUCUCUUUCAUCAACUGUGCGUGGACCAGUGGCUUGCCAUGAGCAAGAAAUGCCCCAUCUGCCGAGUGGACAUUGAAACACAGCUGGGAGCUGACAGCUGAGGGAGGAACUCGCCAGUGGAUACCCCAUUUCCUUCACCAGGUCCCCCCACGGCCAUAGCCCUUGCAGCCAAACUUUGCCUUCUGAGCCAUUUGACGUAGAGGAAAAACCUGCAAGCACAUUUUUUGUGGAACGAGGAGUUGGUGGUACCCACCUCUGAGGGAAAGGAGGUGGGGGGAGGGUGGGUAGAGGUAGGAAGAACUCCCCCUCCCACCCAAUCCAGAAUGGCGACUGCCCCCAACCACCUUGCUGCGUGGGAGGGAGGGAGCUGGCCGUGCCCGGAGCCAGGAUGGGAAGGAGGGGCCCAGGUUGCUGAAAACCCAGACGUGAGCCCAGAAGUCCCAGCUGAUAGGCCGGCCCCUCGAUCCUGUCCUCCGCAGGACUGUGUAUAUACCUCUCGACCACAUAGAAACCAUGUAGGGGUCUCUAGCUAUUUCUGUGGGUGACAGCCGGAGCAUGUUAGCUUAAGAAAUGUCGUGUGUGGUGCUCUAGUCAUCUUGUGGUGGACAUGUCACUAUUAGGAAUCCGCACCAAAUAUUUCUCAUUGAGUUUCUUGUUUUGGUGCCUGACUGAACCAACUGACCACAGCCCCAGUCAUCCCGUCUUUU